AUGGACAAGAAACAAAGCCUCCUCCUCUUCAUCUUCUUCUGCUUCUCUUUCCUUUUGCUUCUCCCAGAGAACACAAGGGUGUACGGGUCAUCUUCUCACCACCACCACCACCACGGACAUCACCAUCUCUUCAAUUUCAGACCAAGCAAACUCUUUGUAUUUGGAGACUCGUACGCAGACACAGGCAAUAACAGGAAUUCUUUAGCAAAUUCAUGGAAAGUUCCCUAUGGAGUCACAUUUCCAGGCAAACCCGCCGGUCGUUUCUCAGAUGGCCGCGUCUUGACUGAUUUCCUUGCUAAGUCUCUUGGAAUCAAGUCUCCUAUCCCAUACAGAUGGAGAAAUGUGGGGAUCAAGCACUGGAAAAACGGAAUGAAUUUCGCAUAUGGAGGCACUGGGGUGUUUGAUACCUUGGCUCCAGAACCAAACAUGACCACUCAGAUUGAUUUUUUCCAAGAUAUCACCCAUCAAAAAAUCUACUCCAUGUCGGACCUACAAGCCUCCUUGGCUCUUGUUUCCCUCGCUGGAAAUGACUACUCUACUUACGCUACCACAAACGGCUCAGCAGAGGGUUGGAAACCUUUCAUCACACAAGUAGUGAAUCAAAUUGUCGUGAACAUGAAACGCAUUCAUGGCUUGGGAGUGAAGAAAGUAGCUGUCACUACCCUCCAACCUUUGGGGUGUCUUCCCCGCAGUACUUUUGCGUCCUCGUUCCAGCAAUGCAAUGGGACUGAAAACGAGCUCGUUGGUUUCCACAACCUCUUGCUGCAACAAGCUGUGGUAAAGUUGAACAAUGAAACAAAGGAUUCUACGUUUGUCAUUCUUGAUCUGUACAAGGCAUUCAUGAGUGUACUCAAAAACAAAGGAAAAAAUCCAGGAAGUUCAAAGUUCGAGAAUCCGUUGAAGCCAUGUUGCACUGGUAUAUCCACUGAAUAUAACUGUGGAAGCGUAGAUGACAAUGGAGCAAAAAAGUAUACAGUUUGUGAUGAUCCUGAAUCUGCAUUUUUUUGGGACACAGUGCACCCUACGCAGGAGGGAUGGCGAGCUGUGUAUUCAGCUUUGCCUCAAUAA
Dovyalis caffra is the source of this 1068-nucleotide messenger RNA. Lineage: Eukaryota; Viridiplantae; Streptophyta; Magnoliopsida; Malpighiales; Salicaceae. The record is from the annotation of a GenBank genome assembly.